AUGAAACCUUAUCAGUUUUCAUCAUCACAUGAUAAUCUUUUAACCAUGUCUUCUUCUUCAUGGCUAACUUCUCCUUCAUGCAUCCUUUUUCCUAUAGAUUCAUCUUCCUCUACACCCAACCUCGUGCUUCAAUGGUUAACCUUUCUUUUUCUAUCUCCAUGUCCUCAAAGACUUGCUCUUUCUGCUCUUGAUUUCUUGUUUCUGCUCUCCCUCUUAGCUUUUGCAGCUCACAAACUCUACUCAAGAUUCAACUCAACUUCCAACUCUACCUCCUCAAUCACAAAACCACUUCUGCAGGAGAAAGAUUCUGACUAUAGAAUCACCUUUUGGUUCAAACUACCUUUGUUGGUAACUAUCCUUUUGGCUAUAGCUUACACUGUUCUAGGAGUCUUGGCCUUUACGCAAACAAACUUUGCUUCAUGGAAACUAAUCGAAGCACUUUUUCGGUUGUUUCAAGCAAUAACCAACAUAGUGAUAGUGAUUUUAAUGAUACAUGAGAAAAAAUUCAAAUCUUCCAAACACCCUUUAUCAUUAAGAAUCUAUUGGAUAGUAAACUUUGUGAUUGCUACUUUAUUUGCUAUUUCAGCUAUUGUUCGAAUAGUAACUGUUGGUGAAUCAAAGUUGGAACUUAGUUUGAGAAUAGAUGACAUAUUCUCAUUGAUUAAUCUUCCAUUAUCUGUGUUCUUUUUUGUGAUAGCUAUAAAAGGGUCAUCAGGGAUUCAUGUGAUAAGAAUAUCUGAUGUAGUAGUAGCAACAUAUCGGUCGAUUUCAACAGAUAGAACUUUGAGUCCUUAUGCUUGUUCAUCAUUUUUGUCCAAAACCGUGUGGUAUUGGAUGAAUCCUUUGAUCAAUAAAGGUUACGAAACACCGCUUAAACUUGAAGAUGUACCUUCACUUCCUCUUGAAUUUAGAGCAGAAAAAAUGUCUGAACUUUUUCAAAAUAAUUGGCCAAAGCCAGAGGAAAACAGUAAGCAUCCAGUUGGAGUGACCUUAUUUAGGUGUUUUUGGAAACACAUAGCUUUCACUGGCUUCCUUGCAAUCAUUAGGCUUUGUGUUAUGUAUGUUGGUCCAAUGCUGAUUCAGAGUUUUGUUGAUUUCACAUCAAGAAAAGAUAGUACUACUAGUGAAGGCAUUGUUUUGAUAUUGAUCCUUUUUGUAGCAAAAUCAGUUGAAGUACUUAGUGUUCAUCAAUUCAACUUCCACUCUCAGAAACUUGGUAUGCUUAUUCGUUCGAGCAUAAUCACUUCGGUUUACAAAAAGGGUUUAAGGUUGUCAAGCUCUUCAAGACAAGCUCAUGGAACUGGCCAGAUUGUGAACCACAUGGCUGUUGAUGCUCAACAGCUCUCAGAUUUGAUGAUGCAGUUUCAUCCUAUUUGGUUGAUGCCACUACAAGUUGCAGCUGCGUUAAUUCUUAUGUAUAGCUAUGUUGGUAUAUCAGUACUUGCAGCAUUGCUUGGAACCACCAUUGUGUUUCUAUUCACGCUAUAUCGGACGAAGAGUAGCAACAGCUUCCAGUUUCGGAUAAUGACCAGCCGCGACUCGAGGAUGAAGGCGACAAACGAGUUGCUUAACAACAUGCGAGUGAUAAAGUUUCAAGCGUGGGAAGAGUACUUUGGUAACAAAAUUCGACAGUUUCGUGAAGCCGAGCAUGGAUGGAUUGGGAAGUUCUUGUACUAUUUCGCUGUUAACAUGGGAGUUUUGUCCACUGCUCCACUAACUGUAACUGUUCUUACCUUUGGAACUGCGACUUUUCUUGGAAUUCCUUUGAAUGCUGGUACAGUUUUCACAAUAACUUCGGUAAUUAAGAUACUUCAGGAGCCUGUGAGAACUUUUCCUCAGGCUCUUAUCAUGAUUUCACAGGCAACAAUCUCUUUAGGGAGGUUGGAUGAGUUUAUGGUGAGUAAAGAAACGGAUGAGAAUGCAGUGCAAAGAGAGGAGGAUUGUGAUGGUGAUGUGGCUGUGGAGAUAAAAGAUGGGAAAUUCUCAUGGGAUGAUAAGGAUGAGAAUGAGACUUUGAAAGUUGACGAGUUGGUGAUCAAGAAAGGGAAUCAUGCUGCUGUUGUAGGAACUGUUGGAUCAGGCAAGUCUUCAUUACUGGCUUCUGUGUUGGGAGAGAUGUUCAAGAUCUCAGGAAAGGUAAGAGUUUGUGGAACAACAGCGUAUGUAGCACAGACAUCAUGGAUUCAGAAUGCAACCAUCAAAGAAAACAUAUUGUUUGGUUUACCAAUGAACAUGGACAAGUACAUGGAAGCUUUAAGAGUAUGCUGUCUUGAGAAGGAUCUUGAAGUGAUGGAUGAUGGUGACGAGACUGAGAUUGGAGAGCGUGGAAUAAACCUCAGCGGCGGUCAGAAACAACGCAUACAGCUUGCUAGAGCUGUAUAUCAGAACACUGACAUCUAUCUCCUUGAUGAUGUAUUCAGUGCUGUUGAUGCUCAAACAGGAUCUUUUAUUUUUAAGGAAUGUAUUAUGGGAACUCUCAAAGAUAAGACAGUUUUACUUGUAACCCACCAAGUUGAUUUCUUGCAUAAUGUUGACUCUAUAAUGGUAAUGCGUGAAGGGAGAGUAGUGCAAAGUGGAAAGUAUGAUGAACUUCUCAAAGCAGGCCUAGAUUUUGGUGCACUUGUGGCAGCUCAUGAAUCCUCUAUGGAGAUAGCAGAAACAAGUGAUAAUUCCAAUGAGGAAUCUUCUCAGUCUCCAAAACUCGCCCGCAUCGCUUCAAAAGAAAAAGAAAACGCGGGCGAACAUCAGUCUUCUCAAGAUAAAUCUAAGUCUGAUAAGACAGCUGCAAAGCUCAUUGAAGAUGAGGAAAGAGAGACAGGACGUGUAAACCUUAAAGUAUACAAACAUUAUUUCACAGAAGCAUUUGGAUGGUGGGGAAUAGCACUUAUGGUGGCAAUGUCAGUGGCUUGGAUGUUGUCAUUUUUGGCUGGUGAUUACUGGCUAGCAAUUGCAACUUCAGAAGACUCUAGCAUUCCUUCUUUCACUUUCAUUAUCGUCUAUGCUGUUAUAGCUGUUGUUGCAUGCAUAGUGGUUAUGGUAAGAGCUUUCUUGUUUACAUAUUGGGGUCUAAAGACAUCUCAAAGCUUCUUCAUUGGAAUGCUUCAAAGUAUCCUUCAUGCACCAAUGUCAUUCUUUGACACUACUCCUUCUGGCAGAAUUUUGAGUCGUGUAUCUACUGAUCUACUUUGGGUGGAUAUAUCAAUUCCAAUGUUGGUAAACUUUGUAAUGAUUGCAUACUUAUCAUUAUUCAGUAUCCUCAUUGUGACAUGCCAGAAUUCUUGGGAGACUGUCUUCCUCUUAAUUCCACUGUUUUGGUUCAACAACUGGUAUAGGAAAUAUUAUCUUGCAACUUCUAGGGAAUUGACUCGUCUUGAUUCAAUCACAAAAGCUCCAGUGAUUCAUCACUUUUCAGAGACACUUUCCGGUGUUAUGACAAUCCGUAGCUUAAGAAAGCAGAAUGAAUUUUGUGAUGAAAAUAUUGACAGGGUGAAUGCAAGUCUAAGAAUGGAUUUCCAUAACAACGGAGCAAAUGAAUGGCUUGGUUUUCGCUUGGACUAUAUGGGAGUGGUUUUCCUUUGCAUUGCCACCCUUUUUAUGAUCUUUUUGCCAAGUGCUAUUGUUAAGCCAGAAUAUGUUGGUAUGUCUUUAUCCUAUGGCUUGGCUCUGAGCGGUCUCUUGUCAUUUACCAUAACAAUGACUUGCUCGGUUGAGAACAAAAUGGUUUCAGUUGAGAGGAUAAAGCAGUUCACUAACCUCCCACCAGAAGCUCCAUGGAAAAUAGUUGAUAAGUCUCCACCUCAGAAUUGGCCUAGUCAUGGAACUAUAGAGUUAAACAAUUUACAGGUUAGGUACAGGCCAAAUACUCCUCUAGUUCUUAAGGGAGUCUCUCUAACCAUUCAAGGUGGAGAAAAAGUUGGCGUUGUUGGGCGUACAGGAAGUGGAAAAUCAACACUCAUCCAAGUUUUAUUCAGGUUGAUUGAGCCUUCCGCCGGGAAUAUAAUCAUUGAUGGUAUCAAUAUUUCGACUGUUGGCCUUCAUGAUUUGAGGUCAUGUUUUGGAAUUAUUCCACAAGAUCCUGUCCUCUUUCAAGGAACAAUUAGAACCAAUAUUGACCCUCUUGGAUUGUAUUCAGAAGAUGAAAUUUGGAAGAGUCUUGAGCGGUGCCAAUUGAAAGAAGUGGUGGCUGCAAAGCCCGAGAAACUUGAGGCUUUAGUGGUUGAUGGUGGAGACAAUUGGAGUGUUGGGCAAAGGCAGCUUCUAUGUUUGGGAAGGAUAAUGCUAAAACGCAGCAAAAUACUAUUCAUGGAUGAAGCAACAGCAUCAGUUGAUUCACAAACAGAUGCUGUAAUACAAAAGAUCAUCAGAGAGGAUUUUGCAGAUCGUACAAUAAUUAGCAUUGCUCACAGAAUAUCAACAGUUAUGGACUGUGACAAGGUUUUGGUCAUAGACGCGGGUUUGGCAAAGGAAUACGAAAAACCAUCACGUUUACUUGAAAGGGCAUCACUUUUUGCUGUAUUGGUUAAAGAGUAUUCUAAUAGAUCAAUUUAA
Messenger RNA from Vicia faba (fava bean), 4548 nucleotides. Lineage: Eukaryota; Viridiplantae; Streptophyta; Magnoliopsida; Fabales; Fabaceae. The record is from the annotation of a GenBank genome assembly.